Molecule: messenger RNA, 2601 nt
Organism: Trichoderma harzianum CBS 226.95
Lineage: Eukaryota; Fungi; Ascomycota; Sordariomycetes; Hypocreales; Hypocreaceae
Product: glycoside hydrolase family 3 protein
Exons: 5
Coding region: 1-2601 (866 amino acids)
Biological process (GO): glucan catabolic process
Molecular function (GO): beta-glucosidase activity
Source: RefSeq, a predicted model, not a curated record
AUGACCUCGUUUUCCGACAGUGUCAGAGUGUCCACUGCUGUGACCUGCUGGGUUCCGGAUGGUUACUAUGUGCCGCCGUAUUAUCCUGCGCCAUAUGGUGGAUGGGUGGAUGAAUGGCGACAGAGCUAUGCUAAGGCCAAGGCUCUGGUCGACUCUAUGACUCUGGCAGAGAAGACGAAUAUCACUGCAGGAACAGGAAUUUACAUGGGUGAGCGAUGUGCCGGAAACACAGGCUCUGCACUUCGAGUUGGCAUCCCUCAGCUGUGUCUUAAUGACAGCCCUGCCGGUGUCCGCCAUGCGGAUAACGUUACAGCUUUCCCUGACGGAAUCACAGUUGGCGCAACUUUUGAUAAGACGCUCAUGUACCAGCGCGGCGUGGCCAUCGGGAAGGAGAAUCGCGGGAAGGGUGUCAAUGUCUGGCUAGGACCAACAGUUGGGCCGAUAGGACGCAAGCCAAAGGGUGGCCGCAACUGGGAGGGCUUUGGUGCUGAUCCUGUACUCCAAGCUGUGGGCGCCAGAGAGACGAUCAAGGGCGUCCAGGAGCAAGGUGUCAUUGCGACAAUCAAGCACUUUAUUGCGAAUGAGCAAGAGAUGUACCGCAUGUACAAUCCUUUUCAAUAUGCUUACAGUUCAAAUCUCGAUGAUAGGACGAUGCAUGAAGUAUAUGCCUGGCCAUUCGCUGAAGGCAUUCAUGCGGGCGUCGGCUCUGUCAUGAUGGCAUAUAACGCUGUAAACGGAACUGCGUGUACUCAGCAUCCUUAUCUUAUGAACGCCCUCCUCAAGGAUGAAAUGGGCUUCCAGGGUUUCAUCAUGACCGAUUGGCUAGCUCACAUGUCCGGUGUUGCCUCUGCUAUUGCUGGCUUGGAUAUGGACAUGCCUGGCGACGUUCAGAUUCCAUUCUUCGGUAAUUCAUACUGGAUGUAUGAGCUCAGUCGGUCCGCUCUCAACGGGUCAGUCCCCAUGGAUCGUAUCAACGACGCAGCUACACGAAUUUUGGCCGCAUGGUAUAAGAUGGGCCAGGAUCAGGGAUUCCCAGCGACCAACUUUGACACCAAUUCUGGUGCUGCAGUUAAUCAAUUGUAUCCUGCCGCGUGGCCAUUCUCGCCGUCAGGAGUCACAAACGAGUUUGUUCAGGUUCAGGCCGACCACGACGUGGUUGCUCGCCAGAUUUCUCAGGAUGCUAUUACCAUGCUGAAGAACGAUGGCGGCAUUCUUCCUCUAUCCCCGUCACAGCACAUCAAAGUCUUCGGAACCGACGCCCAGAAGAAUUCGGAUGGAAUCAAUUCAUGCACAGAUCGCAACUGCAACAAGGGCACCCUCGGACAGGGCUGGGGUUCAGGGACUGUUGAUUACCCAUAUCUGGAUGAUCCCAUUACAGCUAUCACCGCAGCGGCCAGCAACGUCACCUUUUACAAUACCGACAGCGUUCCCUCCAUCGGCCAAGUAUCAGCUAGUGAUAUCGCUAUUGUAUUUAUCAGUUCGGACGCCGGCGAGAACACUUACACUGUUGAAGGCAAUCAUGGCGACCGCGAUGCCUCCGGUUUAUAUGCAUGGCACAACGGCGAUCAGCUCGUUCAAGAUGCCGCCAGCAAAUUCAGCAACGUCAUUGUGGUGAUACACACCGUCGGUCCCCUGAUUCUUGAGAAUUGGAUUGAUCUACCAUCCGUCAAGGCCGUCCUCAUUGCGCAUCUGCCUGGCCAGGAAGCUGGAACCUCACUUACAAACGUCCUCUAUGGACACUCUUCGCCAUGUGGACAUUUGCCUUAUUCAAUCACAAAACAGGAAGCUGAUUUCCCAAGCAGCGUCACGACGCUCAUCAACUCCGAGUUCCUCAACCAGCCUCAGGACACAUACACUGAAGGUUUGUAUAUCGACUACCGCUGGCUCAACAAGAAUAACACCAAACCUCGAUACGCUUUUGGCCACGGCCUGAGCUACACAAACUUUACAUUUACAGCAGCGUCGAUUAAAAAGAUCACUCAGCUAAGCUCGUAUCCCCCCAGUCGUUCCGCAAAGAGCGGCAUUCCCAACUUUUCGCAAGCCACUCCAUCUGCCAACGAAGCCGUCGCACCCUCCGGCUUCAACUCAAUCCCGCGCUACAUCUACUCUUGGCUUUCACAGGGCGACGCCAACGGUGCCGUCUCAGACGGGAAAUCGGGCAAAUAUGCAUACCCCGACGGCUAUUCCACUACCCAGAAACCCGGUCCUCGCUCCGGUGGCGGCGAGGGAGGCAACCCUGCGCUCUGGGACAUUGCGUAUAACCUCACAGUGACGGUGCGGAACACGGGGGAUGAGUUUGCAGGCAAGGCCUCCGUGCAGGCGUAUCUACAGUUCCCGGAUAAUAUCAGCUAUGAUACGCCGAUUAUCCAGCUUCGUGACUUCGAGAAGACGGAGGAGCUGGCACCGGGGGAGACGGCGACGGUGACAUUAACGCUUACGCGCAAGGAUGUUAGUGUGUGGGAUGUGGUGGCACAGGACUGGAAAGUGCCUGCGGUUGAUGGAGGAUAUAAAGUAUGGAUUGGAGAUGCCAGUGAUUCCUUGAGUAUAGUAUGUCAUACAGAUACGCUCAAGUGCGAGACUGGUGUUAGUGGACCAGUGUAG